This is a messenger RNA of Gongylonema pulchrum, 374 nucleotides long. Lineage: Eukaryota; Metazoa; Nematoda; Chromadorea; Rhabditida; Gongylonematidae. The record is from the annotation of a GenBank genome assembly.
UAAUUACUUUUCAGAAUGAUUUUGUGCUGAGCAUACGUUUCGAGGACCCAUUCCAUGGUAUCAUCUAUAGCGAGAAGGGCUUCCCAAAUUGCAUCUAUGUGAACGCAUCAAUUCUUUCACAAACUUCCUAUACCAUUAAGGUACCACUGGAUGGAUGUGAAACGGCGUAUAAUACGGAUGGCCAUUUGGAAAAUGCUAUAGUGAUCCAGGAAAGUUCUUCACGAGUCAGUGAAUCCGAUAAGAAAUAUUUGCUGACAUGCAUUCCGGCAUCUACAACAGUCAGGCAAGAUGUGUCUCAGUUGUGCGGUAAAUAUAGGUGCCCAGCACGGAGCAGACGUAGACUUACGGGAUUUCUUUUAACACAAAAUUGGUGA